GCCGCGUGGCCCGCUGCGCCGCCCGACUCCCGAGCGCGCCAGCGAAAAAACCAGUCCAUCGCCGGCAACGGUCGCCGCAGCUUCGCUCCGUGCGCCGCCGCUCGCCAGUUCACCGCUCCUGGUGGGGGAGCCGCGUGUGCGCGCGUUUUGAAUCCUGUCGUGCAUGCUGCGACGCCUUGACCCGUGCGCUCGACCGAAGACGCUCGCUCACCACUUCGACGCCUGCGUGCUGCAUCGCGGUCGUCGGCUGAAGACGGCGUCUCCGGGAGUCAGGAGGCGUGACUUGUCGCGCGCUUGUGCGUCCGCGCGCUGCGCCCACCUCCACCCGUAUCGCGACGGGUCACUCGCUGCGUGAAUGACCACGUCCGAGGUCUGACCGACCGAAGUGGCGGUGAUGGUAGCACGUUACUGUUACUCGUAGAAAGUUUCCCUUUCGCCGCGGAUUGUACCUGUGGAGUGUUGUGUUUCUUUCGAGAACAAGAAAAACUCGAGUGGAGUGAUAGCUAACGUUUUGGUCAACGUCGACUUGCGGUGCAAAGAAACACGCCACUGUCAGUGCGCUGCCAUUCUACGCCGGCCCCAGCACGUCUGCUGCCUGUGAUUUCACUUGACGGGUUCGAUCACCGAGUGGCCGCGAAGUGCGCGGUGUUUUUUUUUUUUUCGAAAGUGGCGGAAGGAAAGACGACGAAGUCAUCAUCUGCGGAAACCUGCGCGGGGAAAUAAGUGCUCUUGGCUGGCUUGUGUGCUAUUUUUUUUUCUCCACAUUUUAUUGUUUGUGUCCCCUUUGUCUUUGGUUGUGCGUUUCACCCGGAGGCGCCAAACAUGAGUGUUGUUCAACCCCAGCGUGCCGCGGGCCUGUGGAUACCGUUCGCCCUCGUCGCCGCCAGCACCGUCAUAGGUAAGGAUAAUCCGACGCUUGAUGUCUCUUUGCAGCUUGUCACGCGACGAGAGGUAAAUGGUCUGGUAUCUGGCGUGCAAGAGUUCGAGAAAACACCAUCGGACGCAGAGGUAAACCCUGGAACCGAAGUGCGGUUGCAGUGCCAGGUGCGAAAUCGACGAGGCGAGUGUGUGUGGCUUAAGAAUGGCUACGCUGUGGGUAAGAUCCCGGACAAGUACGACUUCGAGCGAGAGCCGCAGGACGGCGACUGCUCGGUGCUCAUCCGCAAAGUCAACUUGGACGAGGACGACGGCUCCUGGCAGUGCCAGGUCACCAGGGCCUCCCUGCAGGAUGCGCCCCUCAACUCUAAUGUCGCGAAGCUCGUUGUGAGAGAGAAGCCGCACCCUCCGCGGCUAGAGGAAGGCACCCAGCCGCUGACCGGGCAGUUCAAGACCAAGGCGGGCGACCUGCGGAGGUUCCAGUGCGUCUCGCGCAAGGGGAACCCGCCAGCGUCGCUUCGCUGGCAGCUGGACGGCCAGGAUGUGACCACCCUCGCCAACCAGACCAACCAGACGGAUGUGGAGAAGCGUGGCACGUGGCAGGCCCUGUCCGUGCUGGACUACACCUUCGUUAAGGAACACAACGGCCGGGAGCUGCGCUGCGUCGCCUACCACGGCGCCUACGAGGACCCGUCCGGUGGGCCGGGACACCGGGACGCCAGCGUCAUUCUUGACGUCAUGUACCCUCCCGAGAUCAAGUACGAGGGCCAUCCUCGCGAGGAGGUUGAAGAGGGCGGCUCGCUGACGCUGAAUUGCGUGGCGGACGCCAACCCGCCGGCGAACAUCCUGUGGCGCAAGUCAGGCCAGUCGAGCAUCUACGACAUCAGCCAUAGCAUUCAUUUCAGCUCCAUCCAGCGCACAGACUCUGGCGUCUACAGCUGCUCGGCCAAGAAUGACUUCGGAGAGAGCGCCGAGAUACAGGUCACCGUCAAUGUCAAGUACAGGCCGAAGAUCAUCCAAGUGGACCCUUCGUCGCCGGCCACUUUCAACGUGGACGACGUCAUGACGUUGCACUGUGUUGCGGAAGGAAACCCCGUGCCCAAGAUUACAUGGCUGCAGCAGAACGGCCGAGAUCCCAACGUGUGGAACAUCCGUGGCCGCAACGCAACGCUAACGUUGGCCAACGCCAGCUACAGCUACCAGGGAAUCUACCGCUGCGAAGCGAGCAACGUGGUCAAGAACCAGCCCUAUCGCGUCCAGUCGCAGGAAGUGCGCAUCGAUAUUCGAGGCCCUCCGCAGAUAAUGGCGGAAAGCAUGAAGACCCGUCCUGUGGUGGUUGCCAGCAAGGAGGAAGACGUGGCGAUCACGGUGGUGUUCUGCGCCGACCCCAAGCCCGUGGAGACCUUCUGGGGCUGGGGCUCCUACAAGCUAAAGACGGGCAGCGCCCUCGGACGCUUCGUGGCAGAGCCCCUCCUAUCGGACGAAGAGCUGGAGGACUGUUACGAGUCUCGUCUGCUCAUUCAGAAGGUCGAGAGUGACGACUCCCGAAAGUUCACGCUGUUUGUGGACAACGGGAAGGGCAAGGCUUCAUACUCGGUGGCCUUAGAAGUCAAGGAACCGCUGGCAAUGACACUGGUCAUUGCUAUUGCCGUAGGAGGCGUCGUCUUCCUGAUUGUCUUCCUAACCCUGUUUGUGUACCUCGUGAGGUCAGAGAAGAUGUGCUUCAGACGUCGGCAUAAGUUUUCGCCAGACGGAGAAAGUGAUGUGGGCAGCACAAACUCACAAGGUACGCCCCUGUCCAAGAAACAGCCAGGAGGGGGAGGAGGUCACGUGGCCAUCCCACCGGACGCACUCUACACACCUACAUCCAAGAACAACGGCUCUUCCAAGGACGCAACCCAGUACGAAAACGUCAAGAAUGGAUCGCAGAACGGCCGACCCGAGCCCCCUCCGCGAGCAUCCGACGGAAGCAUCGUGUAUGCCAGCCUUGACCUUCCAGCGGUGGCCACCCAGAACGGCAGCAGGCCAGCGCCGGAGCGCACAGAGUAUGCCGAGCUGCAGUUCCAAGCCAACGGCGCACAGCAGCUCUCAUCGGAGCACGUGUCACUCUAAGCCACCACUGGACGAAAGGUCCACCCGGUGCAGGACGCACUCAAAGACUAACCGACAAAGCGACGUGCGACUGCUUCAGGGAGGGUGCCGCGCGUGCUAGACUCACUGACCAUGAAAUGUAACGACGUCAGCUUGCCAUGUUUUGUUACUUAGUUAAAGAAAGGAUCCUGGUGUCUCUUUGCGAAGUACUGUUGUCCCAGCCGUUGCUUGUGUUGCAGAUGCUGCUAUGUUAGUCAGAGUUCUCUGUGCUGUGCCUAGCGCAGGCCAAAUAGUUCUCCUUAUGGCCUUCUAUGCUGUCGCUUGGAACGUAGCAUAGGAAAGCGUUGCCGCGACCAGCCACCUAUAAAAAUGGGCAACACCUAUUUGUUAGCUGCGUUUAUUAAGGUUAAUGAAACGCUUCCUAACCAACUCUGCAAUGCAAACAGAAGGUUCGCGACUUCACAAGCAAACCAAAAUGAGUAUGAACACUCCUGAGAAGCACAGAGCCUCUCUAGCAUUCACUUCAGCUGAAUACUGGGCUAAUUCAGAGCUGUCGUGGCCACAAUUUCCGCAGUAACUCUAUGCGCCCGGCACGUCCCGUAACCAGACUAUUCGUCGAAUGUGCCGCUGUGGGCGACGUACGUCGCGCCACAUAAAACUAUAUUGGUUCUAGUAAGCGGAACAAGAUUAUGGUAUGUUUCUCUCAUUGCUUGCGAAAGCGGGCUCGGCUAGUGGCAAGUUGAAAGUCAGUCCUAGUUUUCUUCCGACGCGGGCAAUAGCGUUGCUCUCAACAAGGCUGCUGAAAGCUAUGUUCUGCUUUGCGGAAUCGUUGUAUUUUUCUUGUGAUUGCGCACGCUUCGCACGAACGCUUUCGACUUGUCUGGCCUAUAUUUAUGUAAAAUAGGAGCUAGGUGCUUAAGGCGACGCAAAAAAAAUAUUUAGAGGCAAUUUCGUGCUUUCGAAUUGCUGUUAGAUUAACCUACUUUGGCAUCUCAGCAGGUUAGUCUCUUAUGGAAAUAGGUGAAGUGAUUCAUUACUCUGCAUGGUGCUUGGUAGUUCUAGCACCUUCUAUAUCUGAGUACAGCGUCAGAAUAGUUGAGGCCAUGAAUUUGCCUCUGAUCGCACUUACUGCAGAAUGAGGUGCGAUUGUCAAGCGGGACCUCCCACAUUUACACGUUGCCCUUGUUGAACAGUGAACACGACUUAUCGAUUGCGGUUUCUUAUUGGCGUCAAUCCUGUCUCGCGCGUUGCACGGAUCCCGUCUGCACUCUAGAAGUUCACCAGCGUCGCGCAAGCCAUGUCGUCUAGCGAGUGGCUCGGAGACGGUGGCACCGAGUUACGGAUGAAGCUUGCACUGCCCAGCUCACUCCUGUGUAACCGGAGACGAGAGUCCGUCCCCGUUUGCGACGUGUCUGAGUUCAGAGCCAUAUUUUGUAUGCCUAUACUGUUGUGUCAUGUGGAAAUGCGUGUCUGUUUUGCCUUUGAGUGUGUGUUUGCAUGUGUGUUUGUGGGCUACGUUAAAAGCGACAGGGCAGCUUUACGUAAGCCGCCUGUCUUUGUAUUGAGGAGAUGUAGUGAGGCAAGACCUUAAUCAACAAUGUAAAUGUAAAUAGCAACAGUCGUUUCUUCACUUCUUUUGGUGCACAAGCCUAAGUACCGUACGGCCACAUGUCUCGUCCUUUAAGAUAGGAAAAUGCAUGAUAUAGGAAACAAAUAUAUCUGUAAGGACUUGCAUUACCAGUGUACUUAAAGAGCACAUUUGUGCGUGAGUAUUCUAUGAAGGACUUUUUGUGGAAGAGUAUUACUGAUGUAGGAAUACGAAUUCUGGUUAGCCUCUUUAGAGUGUCACGUGAUCGAAAUGAACUGGUUUCUUUGGAAUACAGUAGUACGUACGAUUAAGCUUAGUCCUUUCAGCCUAAACUCACUCGCCACGCAACCAGCAUAUCCAAUUCUCUGAAAUGUUCAAAUGUGCUCUUAUUCGAUCUCGUGGGAUAGUAUGGCACUAAUGCGCGUGCUGACAAAUGUCGCGACAUACCAGGAGUUGACAGCUUCGGAGUCACGGCAUGCUGAAAAGUAUUCGCGGUUCAGUAUCUGAAUAUGUUCGAAAAAUUCUUAUACAAUUGCAAAGCAGUAUGCAACACAUAAAAACUUACACGAGUAAAAACAGACCUAAAGUAAACCAUUUUUAGAGCAAUAUCAUCAGUACAGGUAAUCGUCUUUGUUAUGGGCGUUUUCAUUCUAUAAGUUUUUGAAGUAGAUGUGCUAUAGGAAAUUCAUAGUAUGUCUGGUGUAAAGACUAAGAGGCACAUGAGCUUUAUUGGUAUCGCUCGCUGCAUCCCGUCCGCAGCGCGCAGCAAUACAGACAGAGGCCUAGGUUCAACCAACAGUACUUACUCACGCAACUCGAGUACCGUGCACCCGGCCAGACAGCUGACCUUGAGGUGCGAAGGCUUCGUCUUUUAUGUAGCCCCACGACUGGGGUGCGCAUACGCCAACAAGGUAGUAAGCGCGCGAGGGCUCCACGGGCGGCGCCCUACAUCCUGUAAUACGUAAGUUUAAAGAAAGCCGCACUGAAAUAGUGGGCGGCAUCACAGUGACGAAAUUUUGAUGAGACCCGUGAACAACUACCUUGUUUCUUUUCGGUUAUUAUCACGUGACUCAGUUUGUCCAAGAGAACUCGAACCACAUGGCGGGGCGACCUUCACAGAGCUCUUUGCCUUGACAGAUUGGCCAAGAGAAACGUAAAAAGUCAUCGCACAUGCUGCACCGAGCAAUCCAGUACGGAUAUCAUGCUUCGUAGUUAGCACUAAGCAGAGUCCGGUGCUGCUGCACUUCGAACAAUGGAGUCUAAAGCAUAGGCACUGUGGUCGAGAUCCCGAAAACGUCCAAUAAAGUGAUUUUGUUAUAACAAGGGUUUGUUUCACAUUGUAUCGUCAAGUAUUAAACUUAUUAGCUGUUCUUUAAGCGCAUCAGUGCGCAGUGGCCACGGCAAAUUCAUUACACAUUAUAGUUACAAAAGUUAUUUGCCAUAGGCAUUAUUAGACAUGAUGGCAGUAAAAUGCUCGGAAGUCUACGCUUUCUACACAAGGCCAAACAAUGUCAUUUGCUAUGUAAGGGCGUUUGUCGUAUAUGGAACCUUGCCAACGAUUUACAAGUUCUUACCGCCUUAGCAUGUCAUGGUGUGAAAGAAAUUAAACAUUAAAAUGUUUUCCUUCAUGUUCAUUUACAUAUAAGGAGUCCAGGAUUGUAAACGACAAUGUAACGAGUUGCGCAUUCAGUUUGGUAAAGGUGAAUAAAUAUUGUACUUGCAUGAAAACAUGAAGUGCGGAAGAGCAUGUCAAAAAUAACACAAUAAUGUGAAUAGCAAUUUAUCCUCCCCUACUAUAAACAUAUUUCCAACUCUCAUUGUACAUACAGUGUAGUGAACUAUGUAUAUCGUCAACCAGUGGAGAUGUUUCGCACACAGGCUUUUACAACACAAAAACAGCUUAUUACUUUUUUUAGAUCAUUCGUGAGUGUACUGCUAUUUGUGAUGUCCAGUAACGUGUGUGUGCAUGUGCGCGUGACUGAUAAGAUGGAAGAACAAUAGAUUAAAACACAAGCUUUUGUAGUCAUUGGGGCACCAGAUGAAGAGCCCUUUGUUAGUCUUGAUAUUAUCUGUCUUCCUUGUGUCAGAAGUGAAGCUUUGGUUUGCAUAGUAUUUGCAGCAACAUCUAGACUCUGGUGAUGAAUGCCAAAAGCUGCGCGCUUGUCUCUACAAAUGAUGUUGUGAAUAUAUACUGACGCUUUUACGCUGCUUUAAUGUUCUGAGGUGACGGACGAAAAGUGGCCUCUGCUCAUAAUUUUCUGUCAUGAACCUGUCCCAUAGUUUCUGUGAGAAAUAUCCUCAAUUUGCGCAAGAGAUUCUGUUAUUUCUCGCCUUGGUUUUUGAUAGGUCGGUAAGUUUGUCCUAAUGAAAAUCGAGACAUUAUAUUCAGGUCUUGUUCGUCACAGAGGAAGUACACUCAGCUUUUUCUUCAUUGUUAUUCUGCUUCUGAUGCUGCUCGCUUAGACCUACGCGAUAAACGUUUGCCAAAAACGCUUGCUUGUAGCACUUUUAAUACACAUUCAGUCAUCAGAGACGGAAGUUUCUAUUGACCACUUAUCUUUCGAGAAGUAAGACAGUAUCUGCGUUAGUGGCACUAACAUGAAAUUAUUACUCUUCUCGCCAUUUUCCUCUUGAACAGCGUGACACUCAGUACACAAUUGUUUGUGCCACGGAAUACGAGCUCUUUGCAAUUCAAUAUUAGAAAACCUGGUUUUCUUAGAUUGCAUUCAACAAAUUUAACAUUCUAAGCUACGUAACCUUAUCAAAUGUUUAUUUUGGUCCUUUAUAUUCCUCUCACUGACCGACCAUCAGGUAUCUUCAUAGCAGCAUCCAGCGUUUCCUGCUGGUCAAGAAGCAAAGCACAGCACUCUACAGAUACACUAGUGCAGCAGCUCUGCAAAACGCUAUCUCUAGCAACUGCUCAAAGAGAAUAAGGAAACAAAGUACAACAUUCAUCAUUCCAUAAAAAUAAAUUAUCUCCGUCUUUUUAACUGAGCUGCUUAACUUGCAACUAGCACUUAGUCAAUUUUGCUAGUUGACACAGAAUCUCUAAUCUUGCAUCCUUCCGUACUCUUGCACAUCAUCCGCGGAAACCCUAUAUACUGCUUCAUCAUGCACGCUACGCUACUGCAAUCACAUAUAAGAACCAUCAUUCACGUGAGGACUCCAACGCCGCAAGGUUAUCGAUAUUUGUUACUUUUUCUAUGUAGUUAUAUAUCCGGCAUUCGUGCAACUUCAUGCGUCUGGUGCGAUUGAACUUGCGUUUUUGAAUUUAUGGCGUCACUAAUUAGAAAAAAUAACACCCUUAGCACGGCAAACCUGCUAUGCUGUGUUUUAGGAGUGUGACAGCAAAAGGACGAAAAAUGAUCAUUCUAUUAUAUUUCCUCCAUUCUAACACCUUGCGCAGACUAUUCCAGACGACGUUUGCCUUAAGUAUGUAUCUAUCGUGUGUAAAAUUGUUUUGUAUAUCAUGCAUGUGCCACUGUAUCGCUUUUCUUUUUGCUUUGAGAACGACCUGCUCGCGGGUCAGUACGUCAAUAAAGUCUCUACACAUCAGUGUUUAUAGGCGUCGCUAGAGCCUAACUGAGGAAAAAAAGUUAUUUGUCUAGCUACAAGAAUUGCUCUUCAUGAAGCGUUCGAGAUCUCUCGGCUGUAAGUUGUGGAAAUAAAGUAUAUUUUUUCUUGUA
Dermacentor andersoni is the source of this 8241-nucleotide messenger RNA. RefSeq names its product kin of IRRE-like protein 2. Gene Ontology annotation, molecular function: cell adhesion molecule binding. Gene Ontology annotation, biological process: cell-cell adhesion. Gene Ontology annotation, cellular component: cell-cell junction; plasma membrane. The record is from RefSeq and is a predicted model, not a curated record. Lineage: Eukaryota; Metazoa; Arthropoda; Arachnida; Ixodida; Ixodidae.